Molecule: messenger RNA, 822 nt
Organism: Moneuplotes crassus
Lineage: Eukaryota; Ciliophora; Spirotrichea; Euplotida; Euplotidae
Source: the annotation of a GenBank genome assembly
AUGGAAAAUAUGCCAAAAGCUAUUGAAGAAAAGGACACCCAGAAAAUCAGUCUAGAGAAAUUUAUCCUGGCCAAAACCAAGAAACAAGAUAUCACCAGAUAUCAGAGCAUUCUCUAUAAGAUCUUUCCAGAGAACAGAGAAGCUAAGCCAUUGGGUUCAGACCCUGGAAAAGUUCCAGAAAACAGUGAACUUUGAAUUCAUUUCAAAGAUCUUAGAGAUGAGAAGUUUGUCAAAAGUUUCAAGCAUCUCAAGUUCUUUGAUAUAAAUCAGAUUUGGUUUCAUUACUUUGACUCUAAAAAUAGGCAUUUUGUAGAUUUCUUAGAAUCCUCAUUCCCAAAUAAAACUAAUUAUCUCUGUUUUAAAUCCAGGGCUAAAAUGGAUCUAAAUAGGUCCAAUUACUUAAGCCCACUACUCAGGCUCAGUUCUAAAGUGACCAAAGAAGUUUCGUUUUAUCGUUUCUGCAUUGGCUUCAACCAAUUGAAGAGGUUGGUGGCAGCUUACAGGCAUGCGAGAGUAUUGGUAUUGUGGGAUUGCAGUUUAUCUAUUCCAAGUGUUCCUGAUUUUUCAAAGGCUCUUACAAAUUGCCAAAUCCAGGAUCUAGAUUUAAUCGGAUCAGGAAGCUCUAAUAGAAGUGACUGGGAGAACAGCUUCGGCCAAUUCAAGAACUUGAUACAAGGGCUAGCAAGUUCUCCGAAUUUAAGAUCGAGUCUCAAAAAAGUAGACAUCCUGAGAUGAGGAAUAACCCAAAGUGCAGCUAAACAAAUCUUUGAAGAAAACCAGCUUGGACAAGUUAAAAUAAUUGGUGGUAAAAAGUUUAGAUAA